Messenger RNA from Folsomia candida, 2391 nucleotides. RefSeq names its product reticulocalbin-2. Bases 905 to 1966 code for a protein of 353 amino acids. The record is from RefSeq and is a predicted model, not a curated record. Gene Ontology annotation, cellular component: endoplasmic reticulum. Lineage: Eukaryota; Metazoa; Arthropoda; Collembola; Entomobryomorpha; Isotomidae. Gene Ontology annotation, molecular function: calcium ion binding. The transcript has 12 exons.
UCACAGACGUGCGAACAACGGACAAGAACGAAGAAAUAAACACUACUACUCACUCAUUUCUCUCUUCGCAGCUGAAGGUUUAUUUACACACGCAUCAGUCAUACGAAUGUGCAAUAGUCGUAGUUUUAAUUUUCGACAGGUUUUUCAACUCGUCGGAUUUUGGUAAAUUGUUGGUUUAUAAUCACGAUGGGAAAGAGCAGGAAUGCUACGGGGCGUAAGAACAAGACGGGAGUCUCUGAAAUUCAGAAGAAACCACUUCAUUCUCGUAUCUAUAAGGACCCACCUUUUAAUAUUUAUCUCCGCAGAGCCCUCCCAUUUCAUGAAAUGAAACGAAGCUGUUUGGUCAAUUUAAUUGUUCGUCUUGCCUGUGAGAAAAAGUUGCCACAAUUUCUGGAAGGGCCAAAUCCACGAGUUGAGACUGACAACCGGGUUAUGGAUAGCCACACCCAUGCUGAGGCCUAUGCAGAGUGGGACAACUCCUCGGUAGCCGAAUAAAUGCCCGAUAACAAAUGAUUCAUCAGAAAUAAUACAGUCAUCUCAUAACCGUUGUAAUGUUUUGGCCGGAUUCCCUCCAGAAUUCUUGAAAUCGUCCGAAAAUGUACAUGUGAGCGCCAUCUUCGCUAACCAAUUCUUCGUAAUCAUUUGGAUUCUUGAGAUCUUUUUGUCUACAUUUAUAAAUUUCAAUCCGUCUCAAAUUGUCAGAAGCAUUUAUUUAAUAUGAAUGUCCAAGUACAAUCCUCUUUGAUAUUUCAGUACAUAUAAUCAAAUUAUUAAAUACAUAUUCAUUUCAACUUUAUAAUAUAAUCUGACUUGUAUUUUAAAAGGUCAACUACCAACUUUUGGAAAUUAAACAAAUUACAAUUUCACAGUUGAGUUGCUUUAUUUUACAUAAUUGGUGAUAAAUAUGAAGCACACGUCAAGAAUAGGGGCUUAUCAUAUUGUUUCAGCUUCGGCUUUGAUAUCAGUUUUUCUACUAAGUAUUUUAAUUUCCCUUGUACAUAAAACUAACGGAGCUAUCGCUGCUAGUCAUUCACAUAUAAGGAAUCACGACGAUCGAAGUCCAAGCCGAGAACGCGAGGCUGACGGAGCAUUUAGUCCAAGAGAUAAAAGUCACUAUGGGUCGUCCGACGGUCACCACUCAGAAUUUGACCAUGAGGCUAUUUUAGGUAGCACAAAGGAUGCUGAGGAAUUUGAUUCCCUUCCAAAAGAAGAAGCAAAAGCAAGGCUGGCAAUUCUUGUUGGGAAAAUGGACUUGGAUAAGAACGGCUUAAUUGAGCGAGGAGAAUUAAAAGCAUGGAUUAUCAGAUCUUUUAAAAUGCUUUCUGAGGAGGAAUCGAAGCAGAGAUUGGAAGAAGUUGAUGAAAACGAAGACGGACUUGUAACGUGGAAGGAAUACGUUCAAGAAACAUUUGGAGUUGACCUCGAUAGCAAUCCUAGUAGUAUCCCCCUAAAUGACAUCGAAGAACAGCAAAUGCUUGCGGAUGAUAAAAUGCUGUUCGCUGCGGCCGAUGCGAAUAAGGAUGGGUACUUAGAUGCAGUGGAAUUUGUUUCUUUUACUCAUCCAGAGGAAGAUCCAAAAAUGCUUCCAAUUGUAUAUCAACAAACCCUUGAUAGUAAGGAUACUAAUAAGGACGGGGAGAUUGAUUUUAAAGAGUUCAUUGGAGAUAGAGGUCAUGACAAAGAUAAAAAGUGGCUGGAUGAUGAAAAGGACAGAUUCGACAAUGAACUAGAUUGGAAUAAGGAUGGCCUCCUCGAUCGACAGGAAAUUAUCUCUUGGGUUCUUCCAAGCAACGAAGAAAUAGCUGGAGAGGAAUCUGCACAUUUGUUUGCUUCUGCAGAUGACAAUCACGACGAAGUACUCACACCAGAAGAAAUUCUUGAGCAUCAUGAUACAUUUGUCGGAAGUGAAGCCACUGACUAUGGAGAUCAUCUCCAUAAUUUGGAAAAAUUCAAAGACGAGCUGUAGACUACCAAACAGAACGCAAAUAUCACGAAGAGAUAUUACCAAAGGAAGAGGAAAAUUAUACGUUGUUUUUACGUAUUACUCAUGUUUGAAACCCCAAGUUCAAGACUAAAUUGUAAACGGAUUCGGGAUUUCUAAUUUUAAAAUACGUAAUACUACUAGUAGCAGUAUUAUAAAAGAUAUUUAUUCUUCAUUCUUCUUACAACAUCAACGUGCGCACGCAGAGUGGAAUUUUAAUUAAUGUUUGCCCCCUUAAUAUUUUAAUCUAUGCAAAAUAUUUUUAACUAGACUUUAAUUUGACUUAGUUUUGUUAUUAUGGUCCCUGAAAUAAAUGUCUGGACCGACGACCGAUUUACGCCCGAUCUAUCCAAAUGCUGACGAGUUGCUGUCGUUAUUGUCUGAUGGAAAGAAAUAUAACAAUGCAAUGU